Messenger RNA from Oldenlandia corymbosa var. corymbosa, 4053 nucleotides. NCBI's taxonomy places the organism in Eukaryota, Viridiplantae, Streptophyta, Magnoliopsida, Gentianales, Rubiaceae. The record is from the annotation of a GenBank genome assembly.
CAUUUUUCUCUUAUCAAACCUUCAUGGGGUGUUUCAAGAUUACAUUUUUACAUCUUGGGUUUCUUUGUUUUUCCCUCUUUUAUGUGAUCAGUUUACCAUUCAUGGUUGAGGGACAAUCUUGAAUUCUGGAGGUUGAAAACUUGAAAUCUUGAAGUGGGUUUUUUUUUUUUUACCUUGUGAGAAAAAACUUUUGGUGUACCCUACAAAUCUUAUGCUUUUUAUGAAAACAGCGUCAGACAGUCUUAUUAAUAAAGUUUUUUUGGAGUAAAGUUCUGGACUUUCAUUACUGCAUGACAGAGUUUUCCUUUUAGCGGGUUCUUUACAUUGUCCAAAGUCCAAGGCCUAACAUUUAAUUGCAUGUUCCUGUUUUGUGUUUGGAAUGUCAGCCAAAGAGGAUUUUCCAAAGAUUCUUCUUGCAAAAUAGAUUCUUUAUUCAGAUUUUUGACCUGUCAAUUUAAUAACUAGUGGAUUAUGCUGUCCUCAAUCUGAAUGUUUUUAAUUUAUGGGGAGUAGGAAAAGGACCAACUGUGUUUGCUCAGUUGCUCCACCUGCACAAGUUAAAUGUAGAUUCUGCAAAAGUUAUUGGAGCUUUUUGUUGUGUUGAAAACUGCGGAAACUUUUAAAAGAGGGUUUAUAUUCCAAGAAAUGUUAGUAGUAAAUUUGGGUAAUUUUUUAAAUGUUGAACCAGUGGAUAUAGAACUGUGAUUGUUAUUAUGCGUGUCAUUUCCUCGUUUUCUUUUUUCCCUUUUUGAUCAGCGUUACUGAUCAAUUAAGAUCAGCCUUACUGAUCUGUUUCACAGGAUAGUUUCUUCUUUAGCAAUCAUAAGUGGUGCAGAGGUUAAUAGAAAUCCAACUAGAAUUCAUCUUGAGCUUGUAUUUAUCUACUUGCAGAUGAAUUGGGUCAGCAUUAAGCAUCAGCAUCAUUUUCUUCAAAGCCCUGAAGUAUAGACCCAGUAGAUGCCCCUACCGUUUGAUAUGAGUAACUUUCCAAUCUAUAUUUUUAUCAAGAAAGGUUCCAUUUCAUUUCUUGAAUAGCCAUAACAAUUUUCCUUAGAUUCAUCCUCUUUUUGCAUAGAAAAUGUUUAUGGAAAUGUAAAGGGUGUCUAUAAAGUGGACGCAGGUUUUUUGCUAGGAGGGCAUGUUGCCACCUUGGUAGCAUUGUUGUAUUUCGCUUACUCAAGUAGGAAAGUUAAAGAGGCAAGAAUUGGAUUCGUGUGCCUUCUUUGUCUUUGCAUACAUCAUGGUACAUAGAUUAAUGCAUUUGUGAUGCUGUCUUGAUGUCAAAAAUAUCCAUGCAGUUUAGGAAAAGUUACAUAGAGGAUCUUUUCUCUGUAUCUUGGAAAGUUUUGAGGUCCAAUUUUAAAAGUUAUUGGAGUAGUGAGGCAUGGUAGUAUUUCUCAAUUUUGCUUUUGUGAUCUUUUCUGCCACCCGAGUUUUUCCACCGAUUUAGGUGUCACAUUUUUAUGCUUCUAAAGUCAGUAGGGUGAUUCUCUUCUCAGCACUUCGGUUAUUAUUUGUUCUUUUGUAAGCUUAUCCUUGAUUUUCCGUGUUCAUUUGCGUGUCGAACUUGGCUGCAUUGUUAUCCUUUGAGAAUGCUAAUGAGUUGUGUUUAAUCUUCACUCUCCAUUUGCUGGCAACAGUUGGUAGCUUUUUGUCUGCUUUCACAGGUGUCAGUAGUCAUUAUUUGAAUUUGAGCUAUAAAAUGUCCACCGCUUCCAUGGUUAGGCUCAUACAUUUAAAUAUGCAGAGGCAGAAGGGUAAAAUGGUUGAGCAGCCGGUGAUGAUGGAAAUCGGUGGAGGGAAGAUGACAAUGAAUUCAUCUUCUUCAGCUGCCAUUAAUCCAUUGCCUCUGCAAGCAAUGCCACCAGAUUAUCGUCGAUACCCCACUCCUUUGGCUACAUAUGAGGAGGUUGUUGCUUCCCCAGCUCUAUUCAUGCUAAGUUUGGAGAAGGUCCACGCCGCCAUGGGAACCAAGUUCAUGAUCCCAACAGUUGGCGGCAAGGAUUUGGAUUUGCAUCGACUGUUUGUUCAGGUGACUUCUCGUGGUGGCAUUGCCAAGGUUCUCCAGGACAGAAAGUGGAGAGAUGUAUUUGGCGCUUUUAGCUUUCCAUCUUCAGCAACUAAUGCUUCUUUUGUUCUUCGAAAGUAUUAUUUCUCGCUACUUCACCAUUAUGAACAAAUUUACUUUCUGAAGUCUGAGGGUUGGUCUCCAAGUAUGACUGGUGUGUAUUCCUGGAUAUCCUGUUAUAUGUGUUCUCUUCAAUGAUUUGGUAUAUGUCAUUAAUUUUGUUAGAGUGACAGCUCCUAUUGUAGACUCUAUGCAAUUCGCAGCAUCAAGAGCUAUUCCCCUUGGACGUGCAGACCCUGCAUACUCGUCACCAAUUCUGAAAGCUGCCACCCAAAGAGAAUCUACUAUACGUUUGCCUAAAGAUUCUUUGCACCUGUCGUCAUCCAGAGGUAUUCCCCGUGGACAAGUUGAACCUGCACACUCAUCACCAAUUCAGAAAGCAGCACCAAAUAGGAAAGCAACCACCCAAAAUGAAUCCACAACAUCUGUGCCUGAAGUUGUUGCCGCAAGUCCAGCUACAGCAACAGCAGGUCCUGAAGUGUUUGGGGUUAUUGAUGGUAAAUUUGACAGCGGAUAUCUUAUUACCGUCAGAAUUGGCUCAGAAGAGUACAGAGGGGUCCUUUAUCAUGCUAUUUCGGACCCUCCACAACAAUCAACAGAACCUCAAAGUAACCAGAAUUAUCAAGGCACAUCUGUUGGCAUGACUGACAGUACAGCAGCAGCCACAGGAGUGGGGCGCCGGAAGCGCAGGAAGAAAUCUGAAAUGAAGAAAAGGGAUCCCGCCCAUCCAAAGCCCAAUAGAAGCGGUUACAACUUUUUCUUUGCUGAACAACAUGCCAGGCUUAAACCACUCUAUCCAGGCAGGGAUCGGGACAUCAGUAGGAUGAUUGGUGACUCAUGGAAUAAAUUAACUGACACUGAAAGAAUUACCUAUCAGGAAAAAGCUGUGAGGGAUAAAGAAAGAUAUAGAAUGGAGAUGGAGACAUACAAGAAAAGACUUAGGACAGGGCAGGUCAGCGGUGCAGUUCCAAUUCAUCAGGAACCUUUUCAUCUACCUUCAAGUGCUAAUAUGGAUGUGGACCAGAAUCAUGAAAUGGGUGGUGUAACCCCAUCUAACUCAUCCGAGAAUGUGAUCAGUUCAAACCUGAAUAGCGAGACCAAUACGGAGCUGAGUAUAGGACAACCCGCAUCUGAUGGACAAGCAAUGCAACUGCUGAGUCUUCGGCCGGACCUCAACCUGAUGGAUUCAGGAAAGACAGUUAUAAGUGAGGAUGCUCCCAACAGUUCUGGCAAUAAUGAGGAUCAUCCACUCAAGGAGAAGAAUGGAGGAAGUGAAGUAUUCUGUGCACUGAAUUCAGGGCAGGAAAAUGCUUUUGGGAAGAAUCAGGCUAACAAAGAACUCCUUGAAGUGCAGAAAAACACAGAGGUCCAUGGGAAUCAAGACAAGGCAUGCAGUGGAGAUGCUUCCGUGGUACAGAACUUUACAAAGGGAUUAUAACUCGGUGAUGAAGGAACUUCAACCAAAUGAAGGUGCACAACCUUACAAAGCCUAAGAAUCCUCACCUUGUCAAAGGAGUUGCAGUAUGCUUUACAAUUUAACAAAGUUUAAAAAUAUCAUAGUCCAUCUUAUAAGUUUUUUUCAUGGCCACCCCUUCCUUGUCAAAUUUUGUUUUAUUUCUGAAUGAAGUAGAACAAGAACAAGAAGAUAUCAGGAUCAGGAGUCAGGACCAAAGUUCUUUUUGUCUUUUAGGCUGUUGUUGAACUGCAUUUUACUGUUGUUACAUCAUGUCUGGUGAUGUUCUGCUUCAUGUGAUUGGAUUUUGAAGAAUGAUGUUUUAGAUUACUUGUUGAUCGUCCAGCCAGCCGCCAAAGAGAUCUUUGUGGUCCCUUAGGGAUUAUUCAAAUCUGAAUAAGCUGUUCUUGUUAAGAACAAGUUGAGGAUCAAGCGAAAUGAAUGAUCUUCAUCUAGGAAAUGGAAUAUCAUA